Molecule: messenger RNA, 865 nt
Organism: Exophiala viscosa
Lineage: Eukaryota; Fungi; Ascomycota; Eurotiomycetes; Chaetothyriales; Herpotrichiellaceae
Exons: 1
Coding region: 1-696 (231 amino acids)
Source: RefSeq, a predicted model, not a curated record
AUGGCCAAUGUGAUUGCGAUUGGGGGUUUGGUGCUAGCAUCAAUUGCUUUCCAUACAUACCGCUCGCCGGACGUGAAGUUUGGUCGUACUGAAUCAGUUGAACCUGAAAGUACGCCAACCAGAGGUCCUUCGCAGCGUUCAAUGGCUCCGCCGGCUUCAGCUUCUUCGGCGGCGCUGAGUUCAUACACCUAUCCCAUGAUAGGCCAGACAGCUUUUGGAACUCCGGCGUCUGGACCACAAGGGUCUCAGACGUACGGUCAGCAACCCUUUGGUCCGGUGCCUUCUCAAGGUGAGUCUUCUCGGUACUCGCAACAACAGCGGUCCGAGGUUCAACAACAAUCAUAUAGCCAGCAGCCAUAUGUGUAUUCUCAGCGGCCACCAAGUGCGGGCUUAGGCAUUGAAUUUCAGUCUAAUCGACCUGCCGCGGUCCGGCCUUCAGCUCUGUCUAAGGCAUCAGUCCAAGGUCCGAACAUUCCAGGCCUUCCUCCGCGUAAUCCGGGGGCCACCCCGGCACUCCGAGGGGACUACUCGGUUAGUGGUGGUAUUGGUGCCGAUCAUGCUCGCAGCGCUUCUCGCGCUAUGUCAAUUCGGAGCAGGGCAUCUUCAGAUGCGCGGACGGAAAGCAAUAGUCCAGAGUUGAGACAAUCAGUCGAGUUCGGUAAUCCUCAGCAGCCUCCAUGGACUGGUACAAGAUAGCCGCCUAGUACGCGAGGUCACCUCAGGAUUCUCCCUUACGUGGCAAUACACUAUAACGUGCUCCAGCUAUGGAAGUAAUUAGUCGGAGUCGCCAAUCCCCGGUGGGAGAAGACGAUAGACAUAGUACUUGGUGUAGAAAUGGAAUGAGGAAUAGUGUAAUAGCGUACUG